This is a messenger RNA of Vigna umbellata (rice bean), 2011 nucleotides long. Its product is annotated as 70 kDa peptidyl-prolyl isomerase-like. NCBI's taxonomy places the organism in Eukaryota, Viridiplantae, Streptophyta, Magnoliopsida, Fabales, Fabaceae. The record is from RefSeq and is a predicted model, not a curated record. Gene Ontology annotation, molecular function: protein binding; peptidyl-prolyl cis-trans isomerase activity.
ACUUUCUGUGCGAUCGUGCCGAAACAUAGAAAAACGUUUCUUGUGGUCGUGUGAUAUCUGAGUUAUAAGGUCUGACUUCUUUAGUAGGCAUUUGUUAGUUUGUUGGUAAGUUAUGGAUGAGGAUUUCGAAUUCCCAAAUGCUGGCAACAUGGAAUUGCCUGAGGAGGAAAUGGAGAGUUCCAACCUUAAGGUUGGGGAGGAGAAGGAGAUUGGGAAAAUGGGACUCAAGAAGAAGCUCCUGAAGGAAGGUGAAGGUUGGGACAGCCCCAACAAUGGAGAUCAAGUUGAAGUGCAUUAUACAGGAACCUUGCUUGAUGGAACCCAAUUUGAUUCUAGCCGUGAUACGGGUACACCUUUUAAGUUCAACCUUGGCCAAGGGCAAGUGAUCAAGGGAUGGGAUGAAGGUAUUAAAACUAUGAAGAAAGGUGAGAAUGCCCUUUUCACCAUACCCCCAGAAUUGGCAUAUGGAGAGUCUGGAUCUCCUCCCAAUAUUCCCCCAAAUGCAACUCUGCAGUUUGAUGUGGAAUUGCUGUCUUGGACAAGUGUGAAAGACAUAUGCAAGGAUGGAGGAAUUUUGAAGAACAUAAUUACUGAAGGGGAGAAAUGGGAUUAUCCUAAGGACCUGGAUGAAGUGUUUGUCAAGUAUGAAGCUCGGCUUGAAGAUGGAACAGUCAUUUCAAAAUCUGAUGGGGUGGAGUUCAUUGUGGAAGAGGGGUAUUUCUGUCGUGCCUUGGCUGAGGCUGUGAAAACAAUGAGGAAGGGAGAGAAAGUUCUCUUGAAUGUGAAGCCACAAUAUGCAUUUGGUGAGAGUGGAAGGCCAGCAUCAGGAGAAGAAGGUGGCGUACCUCCAAAUGCUUCGCUUCAAGUGGAUUUUGAGUUGGUCUCGUGGAAGAACGUGUCUGACAUUACUAAAGAUAGGAAGGUUCUCAAGAAAACUUUGAAGGAAGGAGAGGGAUAUGAACGGCCAAACGAUGGAGCUGUAGUUCAAGUGAAACUGAUUGGCAAGCUACAAGAUGGAACUGUUUUCACUAAGAAGGGCUAUGACGAUGAACAGCCAUUGGAGUUCAAAAUUGACGAAGAGCAAGUAAUUGAUGGACUUGAAAAAGCUGUGAAGAACAUGAAGAAAGGUGAAAUUGCAUUGCUGAUCAUACAACCUGACUAUGCUUUUGGUCCAUCUGGGUCCCCUCAGGAAUAUGCUAGUGUUCCUCCCAAUUCAGUUGUGUAUUAUGAAGUUGAGCUGCUUUCCUUUGUAAAGGAGAAGGAAUCAUGGGAUCUGAAUACACCAGAGAAGAUUGAGGCAGCUGGGAAGAAAAAGGCAGAAGGGAAUGCUUUAUUUAAGGUUGGAAAAUAUGAAAGAGCGUCAAAGAGAUAUGAAAAGGCCAUGAAAUUUAUUGAAUAUGAUUCUUCCUUCAGUGAUGAGGAGAAACAGCAAUCCAAGGCAUUGAAAAUCACAUGCAAUCUCAACAAUGCAGCCUGCAAGCUGAAGCUAAAGGAGUACAAACAAGCAGAAAAGUUGUGUACGAAGGUGUUGGAGCUUGAUAGUAGAAAUGUAAAAGCAUUGUACCGGAGGGCACAAGCAUAUCUUCAUCUUGUGGACUUGGAUCUAGCUGAGAGGGACAUUAAGAAAGCCCUGGAGAUUGAGCCAGAAAACAGGGAUGUAAAGAUGGAGUACAAAAUUUUGAAGCAGAAAGUUAGAGAAUUCAACAAGAAGGACGCACAGUUCUAUGGCAGCAUGUUUGCUAAACUGAAUAGACUAGAACAAGCAAGAACAGCAACAUCAAAACAGGAGCCUGUGCCAAUGACUAUUGACAGUAAAGCUUAAUCUGGAGCUAUCUUUGUCUGUGGCCGUUUACGAUUACUAAUACGAUAUUCUAAUUAAUGUGGUGUCUCCCAUAAGUAGCUUUGCUCAUGUCUUGUGUGAUUUUCAUAUCUCUCUGCCGUCAGGUGUCCUUCUUCAAAUAUAUGUACACCGAUGAUUAAUAAGAAAUGAAGUAAACCAAGUUUUGGUAAA